AAAACAGAAGUCUCCCCACCCAUCUGCAGCGUACUGUCGUUCUACCUCAUCCGCAACCUGCAUUUCAGUAAAUCCACGCCGACACGGGGAUUUUGGCCGCACCGCACCGACUCAUGCGGACUUUCCUUUGACUUCUUUUCCACGCGGCGCCGCGGAAACGCUCCGAAAGCGCACUAGGCCACCCGGCUGCUUCAAACCAGAAGUGCAGGAGUCGCUUUGAGUGUGUUUGCAUUCCAAGUCGGUGUCUGUGUGUGUGUGUGUGCGUGUGUGUGAGAGAGAGAUAGAGAGAGCGCAGGGCCUCAGACACAUCUGAUCUCCGUUCAGCCAUGUAUCAAGUUGUGAAGAAGCUGUUUUUCACGGACUGUCGCUGCGCAGCAGAGGAUGCGUCGAGAACGUACGAGGAUCUGUUCGCCAAGCUGGACGCCAACAAGGAUGGAAAAGUGGAUGUGGCCGAGUUGAAGGCUGGCAUGGCUGCAAUGGGCAUCAAACCCGGGAAAGGGGCGGCCCAGAAAAUAGUUUCGUCUGGAGACCAAGACAAAGACGACGGGCUCGACUUCAACGAGUUCUCCAAAUAUCUGAAGGAGCAUGAGAAGAAGUUACGCCUCACCUUCAAAAGCUUGGACAAAAAUAAUGAUGGUCGAAUCGACUUCAUGGAGAUCAAACAGUCCCUGGCAGACCUGGGACUCGACAUCAGCAAAGAGGAGGCAGAGAAAAUCCUUCAGAGCAUCGACGUGGAUGGCACCAUGACUCUGGACUGGAAUGAAUGGAGGGAGCACUUCCUGUUUAAUCCUGCCACCAACCUGCAGGAGAUUAUCCGCUAUUGGAAGCACACCACGGCUUUGGAUAUUGGGGACAGCCUCACCAUCCCAGACGAGUUCACAGAGGAGGAGAAGACCACUGGUCUGUGGUGGAAGCAGCUGGCGGCAGGUGCCGUGGCCGGCGCCGUUUCACGAACAGGAACCGCCCCUCUGGACAGAAUGAAGGUCUUCCUGCAGGUUCAUGCUUCUAAGAGCAACAAAAUCAGUUUGGUUGGUGGCUUCAAGGACAUGAUAAAGGAAGGAGGCCUGUCAUCACUGUGGAGAGGAAAUGGUAUCAAUGUCCUGAAGAUUGCUCCUGAGACAGCUAUUAAAUUCAUGGCUUAUGAACAGUACAAGAAGAUGCUGGCUAGUGAACCAGGAAAGGUGAAGACCCACGAGAGGUUCUUGGCAGGAUCGCUGGCUGGAGCCACUGCGCAAACAGCAAUCUACCCAAUGGAGGUGCUGAAAACUCGUCUGACCCUGAGGAAAACCGGACAAUACUCAGGGAUAUUUGAUUGUGCCAAGAAAAUCCUGAAGAAGGAGGGAGUGAAGGCAUUUUACAAGGGCUACCUCCCCAAUAUUCUGGGCAUUAUUCCCUAUGCUGGAAUCGAUCUGGCAGUGUAUGAGAGCUUGAAGAACCUCUGGCUGUCACAUUAUGCCAAAGACACAGCCAACCCAGGGAUUCUGGUGCUGCUUGGCUGUGGGACCCUCUCCAGCACCUGUGGGCAGCUGGCCAGUUACCCCCUGGCUCUGGUCCGCACCCGCAUGCAAGCACAAGCUUCUCUGGAGGGGUCAGAGCAGCUGCCCAUGACCAAGCUGGUGAAGAACAUCCUGGAAAAAGAUGGCUUCUUUGGACUUUAUCGUGGCAUCCUGCCUAAUUUCAUGAAAGUCCUACCGGCUGUCAGUAUCAGCUACGUGGUAUAUGAGUACAUGCGGUCGGGCCUGGGUAUUCAGAAGUAGGCAUGAGUCUGCAUGUGUGAGUGUAGGAAGAUAUGCAGAAGUCCCCCUCUUUCACGGACUUUGAUAUGACAUUUACAGAUAUUGUUUACCUGCACACCUUUGCAGUCUGAACUCACAUUGCUGCAGAUGGAGCCAUUUCUAGAUUUUGCAGAGUAAUUACAGGACAUACUGAGCCUCAUUAAGUCACAAAAACUUGCAGCACUCACACACGAGGCUGACAAUAAAUAUUAAGCUCUUUACAAUUUUUUUAAAUGUUGGUUUAUGUCAAAGCUGCAUUUACCACUUCACUGCAGGUCUCAGGGUACUGUGGGCCAGUUGACUGUCAAUCAAAACACUCAAUUUGCUUAUUUUUUGCUUAAUCGAAACACUUUUUUCUCUCUCUAUUAAGGUGUUAUGAUAUCCCUUUCACAGUCCUUUGUCUAUUGAUAUUUGACCAAAAAGCACCUUAUCAUCAUAAAUGUCUCCCAAUAAGAAGCCCAGAGCAUCACCUGCCACAUUUUAUGUUUUGUUUCGUUCCAAAAAUAUUGAUACCAAAAGUUGACAAGUUGCAGUAUUUCCACAUUUCUAUAAAGGGGGAUACUGCAUCUACACCGCUGUCCUUCACAUUGUGUUGUGUUUGUGACUGUUAUUUUUGAGAUCUGAGUUUUGUUGGUAUUUAAAGGGCUUUGUCAAAGACACGAUUGCACUUCUUUGAGGUUGGUGAAUGUGGAGGAAAAUGUGCCUUAUUUGUUUCCUUCUCAGAUAUUUGUUGGCUUCUGCAUCCUCCUGUUCCUCUUGCCUUUCUUUAUUUCAUUAAUAGAUGCUGGAGUUUACACCAAUAAAAGUCUUUCAGUA
Salarias fasciatus (jewelled blenny) is the source of this 2591-nucleotide messenger RNA. RefSeq names its product solute carrier family 25 member 24 (gene slc25a24). Gene Ontology annotation, molecular function: calcium ion binding. Gene Ontology annotation, biological process: transmembrane transport. Gene Ontology annotation, cellular component: mitochondrial inner membrane. The transcript has 10 exons. NCBI's taxonomy places the organism in Eukaryota, Metazoa, Chordata, Actinopteri, Blenniiformes, Blenniidae. Bases 327 to 1757 code for a protein of 476 amino acids. The record is from RefSeq and is a predicted model, not a curated record.